This is a messenger RNA of Olea europaea var. sylvestris, 1015 nucleotides long. RefSeq names its product T-complex protein 1 subunit epsilon-like. The transcript is spliced from 6 exons. Gene Ontology annotation, biological process: protein folding. Lineage: Eukaryota; Viridiplantae; Streptophyta; Magnoliopsida; Lamiales; Oleaceae. Bases 22 to 810 code for a protein of 262 amino acids. The record is from RefSeq and is a predicted model, not a curated record. Gene Ontology annotation, cellular component: chaperonin-containing T-complex. Gene Ontology annotation, molecular function: ATP-dependent protein folding chaperone; ATP binding.
GUUAAAUGUUGAGAUACUUGUAUGUAUAUGGCUCUUUACUUUUUUCUUUACAAACCUUUGGUAUUGCAGGAUGUUGGUGCUACCUUGGUUAUCUGCCAGUGGGGUUUUGAUGAUGAGGCAAAUCACUUACUGAUGCAUAGAAACUUGCCUGCUGUUCGAUGGGUUGGUGGUGUUGAGUUAGAGCUGAUAGCCAUAGCCACUGGUGGGAGGAUUGUGCCAAGGUUUCAAGAGUUGACCCCAGAAAAACUAGGCAGAGCUGGUUUGGUUCGAGAAAAAGCAUUUGGUACUACUAAAGAUCGAAUGAUAUACAUUGAGCAUUGUGCAAAUUCAAGGGCUGUGACCAUAUUUAUACGUGGUGGUAACAAGAUGAUGAUAGAGGAAACAAAACGAAGUCUUCAUGAUGCUUUAUGUGUUGCUCGGAAUCUGAUUCGCAACAACUCCAUAGUAUAUGGUGGUGGAUCAUCUGAGAUUUCUUGCUCAAUUGCAGUGGAAGCGGCUGCUGAUAAAUACCCAGGAGUUGAGCAGUAUGCAAUCAGGGCUUUUGCAGAUGCUUUAGAUGCAAUUCCCAUGGCACUGGCUGAGAAUAGUGGUCUCCAACCCAUUGAAACUCUUUCUGCCGUUAAAUCUCAACAGAUUAAGGAAAACAACAACUGCUGUGGUAUUGAUUGCAAUGAUAUUGGAACAAAUGACAUGCGCGAGCAAAAUGUCUUUGAGACGUUGAUUGGGAAACAACAGCAGAUUCUUCUUGCAACUCAAGUUGUUAAAAUGAUUCUGAAGAUUGAUGAUGUUAUCUCAUCAUCUGAUUAUUAAAUUAUCCAGUAUUUUAUACAAAAUUUUGCUUGUUCUUAAAAAAUUGUCUACGCUACAUGGUUUGCUUGAACAUUGGGCAAUUUUAGUAUUUUACGUUCCUUUGGUGAAUUCCUUUUAGAGUGGCUUUGUAUUUGUAAUGAAUUGUUAUCUUUGAUGAACAUGUUUAAUCUUUAAUUAUGGUAGGAAUAUUGACCAUUAUGUUUUC